Maniola jurtina (meadow brown) is the source of this 551-nucleotide messenger RNA. Its product is annotated as acyl-coenzyme A thioesterase 13-like. The transcript is spliced from 3 exons. Gene Ontology annotation, molecular function: fatty acyl-CoA hydrolase activity. Lineage: Eukaryota; Metazoa; Arthropoda; Insecta; Lepidoptera; Nymphalidae. The record is from RefSeq and is a predicted model, not a curated record. The coding region runs from base 109 to 426 and encodes 105 amino acids.
AGUUGACACUGAUAGCAAGUAAAAUAUGUAAACACAAAAACAUUAAAAUAUGUUUAUUUAGAAUAAUUAUUUAACCACUUCAUUUCUUUGUAAAUAAACCACUAUAAGAUGUGUACUAAAGGAGCCAAAAUAGCAGAGCUAUUUACAAAAACCAUUGCUACAACAAAAUGUUUCGAUCAUAACCUAAAAAAGGUCAAAGUAGUAUGCUGUGAUAACGGAAGGAUGGUGACAGAAUUCCAAGUAGGGCCGGAGCAUCUGAACCAAAGAGGCACUUUGCAUGGAGGCUUUAUUGCACACUUAGUAGAUGCUGUGUCCACAUAUGCACUCACUGCUAAUGAAAAUGUUGAUACCAGAGGUGUCUCAAUUGAUCUUAGUAUCAGGUCCAGCUGCUGGGAAGGGAUUAGGCAACGUGUACACAACUCAUGAGUCAUGAUAAAUAAAUUAUUGAUUUACCAACCACCUUAAACGACGCAAGUACAAAUAAUGAGGAACCUCGCACAUCACCUAGGAAGGAAUAUGAAUUAUUUUUGCAAUUAAAAUAUAUAAAUCAA